GCACAUAGGUAGCCCUCCAAAAAAAAUCAUCCAAUUUUCUAAAUUAUGGAAAUUUUGUGGAAGACGUUGACCUGGAUUUUGAGCCUCAUCAUGGCUUCAUCGGAAUGUCAUAGUGACCACAGACUUUCAUACAGUUCUCAAGAGGAAUUCCUGACUUAUCUAGAACACUACCAGCUAACUAUUCCAAUAAGGGUUGAUCAAAAUGGAGCUUUUCUCAGCUUUACUGUGAAAAAUGAUAAACACUCCAGGAGAAGACGGAGUAUGGACCCUAUCGAUCCACAGCAGGCAGUAUCUAAGUUAUUUUUUAAACUUUCAGCCUAUGGCAAGCACUUUCACCUAAACUUGACUCUCAACACAGAUUUUGUGUCCAAACAUUUUACAGUAGAAUACUGGGGAAAAGAUGGACCCCAGUGGAAACAUGAUUUUUUAGACAACUGUCAUUACACAGGAUACUUGCAAGAUCAACGUAGUACAACUAAAGUGGCUUUAAGCAACUGUAUUGGGUUGCAUGGUGUAAUUGCCACAGAAGAUGAAGAAUAUUUUAUUGAACCAUUAAAGAAUACCACAGAGGAUUCCAAACAUUUUAGUUAUGAAAAUGGCCAUCCGCAUGUUAUUUACAAAAAGUCUACCCUCCAGCAACGACAUCUGUAUGAUCACUCUCAUUGUGGGGUUUCAGACCUCAUAAGAAGUGGCAAACCCUGGUGGCUGAAUGACACAUCUACUUUUCCUUCUUCACUACCAAUUAAUGGCACGCAUAUCCGCCACAGACAGAAGAGAUCAGUAAGCAUUGAGCGGUUUGUGGAGACAUUGGUAGUGGCAGACAAAAUGAUGGUGGGCUACCAUGGCCGCAAAGACAUUGAACAUUACAUUUUGAGUGUGAUGAAUAUUGUUGCCAAACUUUACCGUGAUUCCAGCCUAGGAAACGUUGUGAAUAUUAUAGUGGCCCGGUUAAUUGUUCUUACAGAAGAUCAGCCAAACUUGGAGAUAAACCACCAUGCAGACAAGUCCCUCGAUAGCUUCUGUAAAUGGCAGAAAUCCAUUCUCUCCCACCAAAGUGAUGGAAACACCAUUCCAGAAAAUGGGAUUGCCCACCACGAUAAUGCUGUUCUUAUUACUAGAUAUGAUAUCUGCACUUAUAAAAAUAAGCCCUGUGGAACAUUGGGCUUGGCCUCUGUGGCUGGAAUGUGUGAGCCUGAAAGGAGCUGCAGCAUUAAUGAAGACAUUGGCCUGGGUUCAGCUUUUACCAUUGCACAUGAGAUUGGUCACAAUUUUGGUAUGAACCAUGAUGGAAUUGGAAAUUCUUGUGGGACGAAAGGUCAUGAAGCAGCAAAACUUAUGGCAGCUCACAUUACUGCGAAUACCAAUCCUUUUUCCUGGUCUGCCUGCAGUCGAGACUAUAUCACCAGCUUUCUAGAUUCAGGCCGUGGUACUUGCCUUGAUAAUGAGCCUCCCAAGCGUGACUUUCUUUAUCCAGCUGUGGCCCCAGGUCAGGUGUAUGAUGCUGAUGAGCAAUGCCGUUUCCAGUAUGGAGCAACAUCACGCCAAUGUAAAUAUGGGGAAGUGUGUAGAGAGCUGUGGUGUCUCAGCAAAAGCAACCGCUGUGUCACCAACAGUAUUCCUGCAGCUGAAGGAACACUCUGUCAAACUGGGAAUAUUGAAAAGGGGUGGUGUUAUCAGGGAGAUUGUGUUCCUUUUGGCACUUGGCCCCAGAGCAUAGAUGGGGGCUGGGGUCCCUGGUCACUAUGGGGAGAGUGCAGCAGAACCUGCGGGGGAGGCGUCUCCUCAUCCCUAAGACACUGUGACAGUCCAGCACCUUCAGGAGGUGGAAAAUAUUGCCUUGGGGAAAGGAAACGGUAUCGCUCCUGUAACACAGAUCCAUGUCCUUUGGGGGCCCGAGAUUUUCGAGAGAAACAGUGUGCAGACUUUGACAAUAUGCCUUUCCGUGGAAAGUAUUAUAACUGGAAACCCUAUACUGGAGGUGGGGUAAAACCUUGCGCAUUAAACUGCCUGGCUGAAGGUUACAACUUCUACACUGAACGUGCCCCUGCGGUGAUUGAUGGGACUCAGUGCAAUGCGGACUCACUGGAUAUCUGUAUCAAUGGGGAAUGCAAGCAUGUAGGUUGUGAUAAUAUUUUGGGAUCCGAUGCUAGGGAAGAUAGAUGUCGAGUCUGUGGAGGGGAUGGAAGCACAUGUGAUGCCAUUGAAGGGUUCUUCAAUGAUUCGUUGCCCAGAGGAGGCUACAUGGAGGUAGUGCAGAUACCAAGAGGCUCUGUUCAUAUUGAAGUCAGAGAAGUUGCCAUGUCAAAGAACUAUAUUGCUUUGAAAUCUGAAGGAGAUGAUUACUAUAUUAAUGGCGCCUGGACUAUUGACUGGCCUAGGAAGUUUGAUGUUGCUGGGACAGCUUUUCACUACAAGAGACCAACUGAUGAACCAGAAUCCUUGGAAGCUCUAGGUCCCACCUCGGAAAAUCUCAUUGUCAUGGUUCUGCUUCAGGAACAAAAUUUGGGAAUUAGGUAUAAGUUCAAUGUUCCCAUCACUCGGACUGGCAGUGGAGACAAUGAAGUUGGCUUUACAUGGAAUCAUCAGCCUUGGUCAGAAUGCUCAGCUACUUGUGCUGGAGGUGUCCAAAGACAGGAGGCAGUCUGUAAAAGAUUGGACGACAACUCUAUUGUCCAGAACAAUUACUGUGACCCUGACAGUAAGCCACCUGAAAAUCAAAGAGCCUGCAACACUGAGCCCUGCCCACCUGAGUGGUUCAUUGGGGAUUGGUUGGAGUGUAGCAAGACUUGUGACGGUGGAAUGCGCACAAGGGCAGUGCUCUGCAUCAGGAAGAUUGGACCUUCAGAGGAGGAGACACUGGACUACACCGGCUGUUUAACACACCGGCCUAUUGAAAUAGAGUCCUGCAACAACCAGUCAUGUCCACCUCAGUGGGUGGCUUUGGACUGGUCAGAAUGCACUCCCAAAUGUGGUCCGGGAUUCAAGCAUCGGAUUGUUCUGUGCAAGAGCAGUGACCUCUCUAAAACAUUCCCAGCUGCACAGUGUCCAGAAGAGAACAAACCCCCUGUCCGUAUCCGCUGCAGUUUGGGCCGCUGCCCUCCUCCUCGCUGGGUGACUGGAGACUGGGGCCAGUGUUCUGCUCAGUGUGGCCUUGGACAGCAGAUGAGGACUGUGCAGUGUCUUUCCUACACUGGACAGGCAUCUAGUGACUGUCCAGAAACUGUUCGGCCUCCAUCGAUGCAGCAGUGUGAAAGCAAAUGUGACAGUACCCCCAUUUCCAAUACUGAAGAGUGCAAAGAUGUGAACAAAGUGGCGUAUUGCCCGCUGGUGCUCAAGUUCAAGUUCUGUAGUCGAGCAUACUUCAGACAGAUGUGUUGUAAGACCUGCCAAGGACACUGACCCGUGGAGAGCCAGAGAGGGAGCCUUGUCAUUUCAUCGUGGAAAUGCGUCCAUCAAAGAGAGCCACCCAGAGGAAGAGGAUUGAUGUCCUUGCAAAUGCAUUACCCUGUGGAAAACGUAACCACUGGUCAGCCCUAGCUGACAGGAUUUCAAUAUUAUUUUAACUUCUGUGAAGUGGGAUUUAUUGAUCCAAAGUGCUGGACACAGUAUUAGGAGGGAAUGCCAGAUCGGAGAGAUCCAAACAACACAGGGAGACUUGCUUACUGUGGAGCGUUUGUGUUCUUUCGAGUAAAUCCAAUAGCCUGUUUACCUCCUUGGACCAUUAAGAUAAUUUUUAUUAUGGACUUAGCAAUGACACUGAAUCCAUUUGUAUUUAAAACCGUUUAAAAUGUAGCUGUUAUGACUUGGUCAACUAUGGAAGUAAAGAAGAUUCAGAAAUCUUAAGUCAUAGCUUAAAAAUAUUUACUAUACUUUAUCUCAAUACAACAGCACCACAAUUUAAAUUCUAAAACGGGCUUUUAACUGUAAUUUAAGGAGCAAUUAUAAAUCAAAAGUAAUGAAAGUUUGUAUUAUUUUUCUUCAUUCCACUUAAUUUCCUUAGGACUAAUCCCCCUGUUCUGAACACUGCUGUGAGCCAUAUAUAAACUAUAUUAAACCGAACAACAAGGAAGGACUCAGUUUAAGGCAGCGCAUCAGUUACUGCGGCCGUGCAAGUCUAUAAAUUCUGUGCUAAGAGACUGGGGCCAACUUGCCAUUGUGCAAGUGAAGCUGAGAUUUCCAUUAAAACUUUAAGAGAAAAACAUUUCAGUUUCAUGCAGAAGCCAGACCUGGGGUAUGGUAGAGACUGAAGAACCGGGCCCUUUGCUGCCAUCACACAGGAUGCCUGAGUCCUUUAUGUGAGUCACCCCAGCUCAGUUGUGUUUACAACCUCACCGGCCACAGGACAGCUUCUGCCCCGUUGGAUUUUUGCAUGCAUGUUGAGCUUACUGAAAUGAUGCCGUGCAAAAGAUAGACUGGCUCGGCAACAACCAGGCAGACCCUUUCGCUGACAAUUGUGAUGGGUUCCAGAUGUCCCUUCUUUGAUAUGGCAGAAGGGCAUUUAUUUAUAUGAGAGCAAGUGUGUGUGUGUGAGCGGGCGCUUUUGAGUGUGUGGGUAGAUGAGUGUGCUUGCACAUAAAUGUGCUAUUUCUGUGAGUUUUUAAAGUAGGCAAGGGAUAACAACCAAAGAAGAAAAACUCAUGAAGCCUAGAGAUCAUAAAGCAUAAUUUUAAUAGUCACUCAACCAACUAUUUUGUAUUUUUUAUGGAUACUCUGAAUGGCAAUUAAAUGUGAAACCAAGUUUCUUGGGCAAGUCAAAUUCUAGAAUCAAAUCCAGAAUCCUAAAUUAAAUUGACUAGCUCAUAGUUUCCCUAUCCACAAGUUUCAUGUCAUGCUCAUCAAAAGAUUCAACAGCGAGAUUAAAAGAAAGCAAAAAAGAA
Molecule: messenger RNA, 4877 nt
Organism: Acinonyx jubatus (cheetah)
Lineage: Eukaryota; Metazoa; Chordata; Mammalia; Carnivora; Felidae
Gene: ADAMTS6
Product: ADAM metallopeptidase with thrombospondin type 1 motif 6
Exons: 24
Coding region: 46-3399 (1117 amino acids)
Biological process (GO): extracellular matrix organization; proteolysis
Cellular component (GO): extracellular matrix
Molecular function (GO): metalloendopeptidase activity
Source: RefSeq, a predicted model, not a curated record